Adineta steineri is the source of this 975-nucleotide messenger RNA. The record is from the annotation of a GenBank genome assembly. Lineage: Eukaryota; Metazoa; Rotifera; Eurotatoria; Adinetida; Adinetidae.
AUGGUUUAUAAAUCAUUCGAAGGUUGUGCACCAAAACAAAAUCCUCGUAUUUCAUUAAAUUUUCUUGCUGAUAUGGUUCAAUUUUCUUCUCGAAUUAUUCGUCUUGUUAUUAAUAUUCUCUAUGUCUAUCGAUUUAUUACAGCUAUCAAUGGUUUACGUUUACGUAGUCAAUCUAAUGAAGAUGAUGAUAUAUUUAAAAUUCGUGCACCAUAUAUGUGUGCAACUCGACAUCAUCUAUCUGUUGAACCUGAUGUAAUUGAAUUGCACAAAGAAUUACGUAAACUAAUGUACAGAUUUAAACAUGAAGUUCGAUAUAUUACUCAUACAAUACAACAUUAUCCUCAUCUAUUAUUUCAAACAGUUCCAUUACUUGAAUCAAGUAUUGGAAGAUUACAAUGUAAUCUUGAUGAUCUUGAAAUGGCAGCUACAUUUGAUGGAAAAACUGAUAUACAACCAAAAACAACAAAUUUAAAUUCUAUUUCAAAUGAAUCUCAAAAUUCUGGUAAACUUCGACGUCUCGAAACUGAUGAAGAACAAGUCUAUCUAAUUACUAGAAAUAUUCAUGUAACACUUCAUACUUUAUUAAUUAAUUCUAAAUUAAUACAUUUAACAACAAAAAAUGGUAUUAAAGCUGGCAUGUCACCAUUACUUUCUCCAUUUCUAUAUGAUAUUGGAAAAAAAUUUUGUCUUUCAUUUUAUUAUUUAAAACUUCUUUCAAAAUAUGUCUCAUAUCGUGCUAUUCAAACUGAAAAUCGUCCUGUUCCACCAUUGAUUGAUACUCGUGUCAAUAUCUAUCCUGCUAAUCGAAAUACUAUCAUAGAAGCAAAUCAAUUUCUCGUUGAUAAUUUUGCAAAAACAGUUAAAAAACGUAAUGUACGAUUUAAUGUAGCAACUCAACAAUGUUUACCAUCAUCGAUUCUAACACGUCGUUUUAGUAACAUUAAAAACUCUACAAAAUCAAGAUUUGACUCAUAA